This is a messenger RNA of Theobroma umbraticum, 3488 nucleotides long. RefSeq names its product AP-1 complex subunit gamma-2-like. The record is from RefSeq and is a predicted model, not a curated record. NCBI's taxonomy places the organism in Eukaryota, Viridiplantae, Streptophyta, Magnoliopsida, Malvales, Malvaceae. Gene Ontology annotation, biological process: intracellular protein transport; vesicle-mediated transport. Gene Ontology annotation, cellular component: AP-1 adaptor complex; Golgi apparatus; membrane coat.
UUCACUGGCCAAUGAAAUCAGGCCUUCACCCGUGACAGCAUGAAGCCGAAGAUGAAUUAAGUAAAUUUGACCCAAUAGCAGAUCUGGAGUCAUUUUUGCAUGUUACCCGCGGGGAAUCCACACAUCAGUCGCAAGUCGCAAAUGAAAAUUUGAGUGCUCCCGUUUUUCCUUUCCCAGUUCCCGUUUCGUUUUGUGUUUUUUACGAAGACAAAAGAACCAGCCAGCAUUUUCAUCUUCACUGGGAAAUAGAAAAGAAAAGGAAAACGGAGACUUCGUUGCUCUGUCGCUCAGAUCCAAAUCUCUUUCUUAGAUCUCCCAAUUCCAACAUUUAAAUCUUGAAUUGCAGAUUCUUAGAUUUGGGAAAAAAUCGAUUUAAUUCCGUUGGCGUGAAUUUGUUGAUUGAUUUGGUCUCAGCAUUUGCUUUAGUUUGAAUUUGAUUGGAUCUGAUUUGAGCUCUCUACAAAGCUUCAACCCUGGACCCAAUCAUGAAUCCUUUCUCGUCCGGUACCCGUCUACGGGACAUGAUACGGGCUAUACGAGCAUGCAAAACUGCAGCAGAAGAACGUGCUGUUGUAAGGAAAGAGUGUGCUGCUAUUCGUGCUGCAAUUAAUGAAAAUGAUCAAGAUUAUAGGCACCGUAACCUGGCAAAGCUCAUGUUUAUUCAGAUGCUUGGAUAUCCCACUCAUUUUGGCCAAAUGGAGUGCCUGAAGUUGAUUGCAUCUUCUGGAUUUCCAGAGAAGAGGAUUGGGUAUCUUGGCCUUAUGUUGCUUCUUGAUGAAAGACAAGAAGUUCUGAUGUUGGUCACAAACUCAUUAAAGCAAGAUCUCAAUCAUUCAAACCAGUAUAUUGUAGGACUUGCUCUUUGUGCUCUUGGAAAUAUUUGUUCAGCAGAAAUGGCCCGUGAUCUUGCACCGGAAGUGGAAAGAUUGCUGCAGUUUCGAGAUCCAAAUAUCCGGAAGAAAGCAGCAUUGUGCUCCAUACGGAUCAUAAAGAAAGUUCCAGACCUGGCAGAAAACUUUAUAAAUCCUGCUGCUUCCCUACUUAAAGAAAAGCAUCAUGGAGUCCUAAUAACAGGAGUUCAACUUUGUACAGAUCUAUGUAAAGUCAGUUCAGAAGCCCUUGAAUAUUUUAGAAAGAAGUGUACUGAUGGUUUGGUCAAAACUCUGAGAGAUAUUGCGAACAGUCCCUAUGCACCUGAGUAUGACAUUGCUGGCAUUACAGAUCCCUUUCUUCAUAUAAGAUUGCUGAAACUUCUGCGGAUAUUGGGUCAGGGAGAUGCUGAUGCUAGUGACUGUAUGAAUGACAUACUGGCCCAGGUGGCAACAAAAACCGAGUCAAACAAAAAUGCAGGAAAUGCUAUUCUUUAUGAAUGUGUUGAAACCAUCAUGAGCAUUGAAGAUAAUGGUGGCUUACGUGUGCUUGCUAUUAAUAUCCUGGGAAGAUUCUUGUCAAAUCGUGACAAUAAUAUUAGAUAUGUUGCUUUAAACAUGCUUAUGAAGGCUAUGAUGGUGGACGCUCAAGCGGUACAGAGGCACAGGGCAACAAUUUUGGAAUGUGUAAAGGAUUCAGAUGCUUCAAUUCAGAAAAGGGCACUUGAACUUGUAUACCUGCUAGUGAAUGAAAACAAUGUGAAGCCUUUGACGAAAGAGCUAAUUGAAUAUUUGGAAGUAAGCGAUCAAGAAUUUAAGGGAGAUCUUACUGCCAAGAUUUGCUCCCUUGUUGAAAAGUUUUCCCCAGAGAAGAUUUGGUACAUUGAUCAGAUGCUCAAAGUUCUUUCUGAGGCUGGAAAUUUUGUAAAAGAUGAAGUCUGGCAUGCCCUUAUUGUUGUCAUAAGUAAUGCUACUGACCUCCAUGGAUAUACAGUCAGGGCAUUGUACAGAGCAGUGCAAACAUCAACAGAACAGGAAACCCUUGUUCGAGUGGCAGUUUGGUGUAUUGGUGAAUAUGGUGACAUGUUGGUGAAUGAUGUUGGGAUGCUUGAUAUUGAAGACCCAAUAACUGUAACAGAGUCUGAUGCUGUGGAUGCCACAGAGGUUGCUAUUAAGCGUCAUAGUUCUGAUCUCACUACUAAAGCGAUGGCUUUGAUUGCUCUGUUGAAGCUCUCUUCCCGUUUUCCUUCGUGUUCAGAGAGGAUCAGGGAUAUAAUUGUCCAAAAUAAAGGAAACCUUGUGCUUGAGUUGCAGCAACGAUCUAUUGAAUUUAAUUGUAUUCUUCAGAAGCAUCAGAACAUUAGAUCUGCACUGGUUGAAAGGAUGCCAGUUUUGGACGAGGCAACUUUCAGUGGAAGGAGGGCUGGCUCGUUGCCAGCAGCUGUUUCAACUUCCACUGGGGCACCACGUAAUCUUCCAAAUGGAAUUGCUAAACCAGCUGCAGCUCCUAUUGCAGACUUACUUGACCUAAGUUCAGAUGAUGUCCCUGCACCUAGUUCUUCUGGUGGUGAUUUUCUUCAGGAUCUUCUUGGUGUUGAUUUAUCACCAGCUUCAGCACCAUCAGGCACAAGUCAGCCUCCAAAAGCUGGUACAGAUGUUCUGCUGGAUCUUUUGUCACUUGGAACAUUGCCUCCUGCACAAAGCAGCUCAUCUACAUCUGACAUAUUAUCCUCCAGCCAAGACAAUAAAGCACCACUUGCUAACUUAAAUGGCCUCUCAUCGCUUCCCUCACUUUCUCCGAAUGCCACUUCUCCUGCAAGUGCUGCUUCAAUGAUGGAUUUAUUGGAUGGGUUUGGCCCCAGUCCUCAAAACCAUGAGGAAAAUGGUCCAGCUUAUCCAUCUCUAGUUGCAUAUGAGAGCAGCUCCUUAAGGAUGACGUUCAAUUUCUCAAAGCAACCUGGAAACCCACAAACAACGUUGAUCCAGGCUACUUUUACAAAUCUAUCACCAAAUGUUUAUAAUGAUUUUCUUUUCCAGGCUGCAGUUCCAAAGUUUCUUCAGUUGCACUUGGAUCCAGCCAGCAGCAAUACUUUGCCUGCAAGUGGUAAUGGUUCCAUCACACAAAAUUUGAAAGUCACUAACAGCCAACAUGGGAAGAAAUCCUUGGUAAUGCGCAUAAGGAUAGCUUACAAGAUGAAGAACAAAGAAGUUUUGGAAGAAGGACAAAUCAGCAAUUUCCCUCGUGAUUUGUGACUUGUGAGGUUGAUUGAUCGUUGAAUUACAGAGAUGUUGAAGAUAUUCAUGUACCACCAUUUCUUUCUUUCUUUCCUCUUUUAUCUGAGAAACUUGGUUGUUAUCAUUUGUAGUGAUAGUGCAAUGUUUGGUUUCAAUUCUUGUAUCCGGGGGCAUAUAGCGUGUACCAAGUGGCAUGAGAUUUUGCUGGGGUCUGUGUUGUGUUAAAUGGGGUCACACGACUCUUCACAAAUUUUCUCCUCUUAGGUGAUUUAUGUAUAUUAUUAUAAACACCUUUGUUGGCUGUACGACGGGAAUGUGGGCCUUUGGUACAAAGAGAAAAUUUGUUAUUUUUGGAAUACAAGGUGUGCUGUUGUUGCAAUUUAA